AUGGCUGCUGGUCGUCUUGCCCUUUGCGUCCUGGCCCUUGUUGCCGCGGUCGCUGCCUCGUCGGACGACUAUUACCUGCUGCGCCUUCAAGUCUGUGAUGGCCAGCUCACCAUCCACGGCCUCUGGCCUCAGUGGGCUCAAGAGUGCAACGGCUCUGCCUUUGACGUGAAUCUCCUCAAGCCCAUUCGCACCCAGAUGGAAUCAGACUGGCCCUCGUGCGUCGGCAACAACGGCAACGAAGACUUUUGGGCUCACGAGUGGUCCAAGCACGGUACCUGCACCGGCCUGGUCGAGCUCAAGUAUUUUGAGACUGCCCUUAACCUCUACAGCGAGGUUGUGAGCAACGGCCAGACCGACAACUGCUUUGACAAGUCGUUCAACAAGAUCGACUGCCCCAACAGCAGCAAUGGUCUCAAGAAGAUCCGCAUGUAA
Monosiga brevicollis MX1 is the source of this 432-nucleotide messenger RNA. RefSeq lists its product as uncharacterized. Gene Ontology annotation, cellular component: extracellular region. Bases 1 to 432 code for a protein of 143 amino acids. Gene Ontology annotation, biological process: RNA catabolic process. NCBI's taxonomy places the organism in Eukaryota, Choanoflagellata, Craspedida, Salpingoecidae. The record is from RefSeq and is a predicted model, not a curated record. The transcript has 6 exons. Gene Ontology annotation, molecular function: RNA binding; ribonuclease T2 activity.